This is a messenger RNA of Sphenostylis stenocarpa, 981 nucleotides long. The record is from the annotation of a GenBank genome assembly. NCBI's taxonomy places the organism in Eukaryota, Viridiplantae, Streptophyta, Magnoliopsida, Fabales, Fabaceae.
AUGGCUUCAACAGAAGGCCAUCAAGAAUAUGAAGAAGAGAAGCAAAUUCAGUCCCUUCCCAAAGAGAGAGGUUGGGCAUCACGCUAUCUCUAUCUAUUUCAAGGUUUUUGGUGUCCAUCAACUCAUAUUCAAGGUGUAAACAGUUUUCAAAACCACUUUCAGGCAAAACACAAUGAUGUUAUUGUUGCUAGCUUUCCAAAAUCUGGCACUACUUGGUUGAAAGCUCUUACUUUUGCUAUUCUCAACCGUCAACGUUUCUCUUCUUUAGAGAACCAUCCAUUACUCACUUCCAAUCCUCAUGAGCUUGUGCCUUUCCUUGACUUUCUCUUUCAUGGUGAUAACAUCCAAGACCAACUUUCUUACCUAUCCAACAUGACCGAGCCAAGAGUUUUUGGUACUCAUAUUCCACUCCCUUCCCUGCCCAAGUCAAUCAUGGAGUCCAACUGUAAGAUAAUUUACAUUUGCAGAAAUCCAUUUGACACUUUUGUUUCAUCUUGGUCCUUCUUCAAUAACAUCAAGUCAAAGUCUUUACCUGAAGUAACAAUAGAGGAAGCAUUACAAAUGUACUGCAAGGGAAUAAUUGGGUUUGGUCCGAUUUGGGACCAUAUGUUAGGUUACUGGAAAGAAAGCAUAGCUACACCAAACAAGGUUCUAUUCGUGAAGUAUGAACAACUUCAAGAAGAUGUCAAAUUUUAUGUGAAAAGAGUUGCAGAAUACUUGGAUUGUCCUUUCACGGAAGAAGAGGAAAGUAAUGGAGGGAUUGAAAGCAUAAUUAAGUUAUGUAGUUUCGAGAAAAUGAAAGAUUUGGAAGUGAAUAAAUCUGGAACAGUGGGCAGGAACAUUGAGAAAAAAUACUUAUUUCGAAAGGGUGAAAUAGGAGAUUGGAUCAACUAUUUUUCUCCAGCUAUGAUAGAAAUGUUGUCCAAAACAAUUGAAGAAAAGUUAAGUGGAUCAGGUUUAUCCUUUAAAACGCGUGCUUAA